Peromyscus maniculatus bairdii (prairie deer mouse) is the source of this 1902-nucleotide messenger RNA. RefSeq names its product interleukin 23 receptor (gene Il23r). Gene Ontology annotation, molecular function: protein binding. The record is from RefSeq and is a predicted model, not a curated record. NCBI's taxonomy places the organism in Eukaryota, Metazoa, Chordata, Mammalia, Rodentia, Cricetidae.
AUGAAAGGUUUCUUCCUCACUUGGGACAUGAAUCACCUCACACUUCAGUUGCAUGUAGGAAUAGCCCUCUAUGUGCUCUUCAGAUGGUGUCAUGGAGGAAUUACAACUAUAAACUGCUCUGGUAACAUGUGGGUAGAGCCUAGUGAAAUGUUUCAGAUGGGGAUGAAUGUUUCUAUAUAUUGCCAAGAAGCCCUUAAGAACUGCCGACCAAUGAAGCUUUAUUUUUAUAAAAACGGCCGCAGAGAAAAAUCUCCUAUCACAAGGAUUAAUAGAACAACAGCUCGACUUUGGUACAAAGGCUUUUGGGAACCUCAUGCCUCUAUGCAUUGCACUGCCGAGUGUCCUGGGCAUUUUCAAGAGACGUUCAUUUGUGGGAAGGACAUUUCCUCUGGAUAUCCACCAGAUGCCCCCAGCCAAGUGACAUGUGUCAUCUACGAAUACUCAGACAACAUGAUGUGCACCUGGAACACUGGGAAGCCCACCUACAUAGAUACCAAGUAUGUGGUGCACGUGAAGAGUUUAGAGACAGAAGAAGAGCAACAGUAUCUUGCCUCAAGCCAUGUUAACAUUUCCACUGACUCAUUGCAAGGUGGAAGGAAGUAUUUGGUAUGGGUCCAAGCUGUCAACGCCCUAGGCAUGGAGGAUUCACCACCACUACAAGUCCAUCUGGAUGACAUAGUAAUACCUUCUGCACCCAUCAUUUCCAGAGCUGAGACUGUAAAUGCUACUGUACCCAAGACCAUAAUUUACUGGAGUAGCAAAACCAUGAUUGAGAAUGAAUUCUGUGAAAUGAGAUACAGAGAAACAACAAAUCAAACGUGGAAUGUUAAGGAAUUUGACACCAACUUCACUUAUGUGCAGCAGUCAGAAUUCUACCUGGAGCCCAACAGCAAUUAUGUAUUUCAAGUGAGAUGUCAAGGACCGGGUAAAAGACAUUGGCAGUCUUGGAGUUUGCCUUUUGUUCACAAAACGCCCCUCUCAGUUCCUCGGGUCACAUCAAAAUCAUCCCACGAAUCUCAGAAGAUUGAGAUGCUCACUGCUGCAGUCUUUAAAGGACAUCUUACUUCUGAUAAUAGUCAAGACAUUGGAUUUUUGUCGGGAAUGGUCUUCUUCUCCACCAUGUUGCCGAUUUUUGCUCUGAUUGGGAUAUUUAACACAUCACUUCGAAUAAGAAUUAAAAGAAAAGUCUUACUGAUAAUCCCAAAGUGGCUUCAUGAAGAUAUUCCUAAAAUGGAAAAUAGUAAUGUUGCACAAUUGCUACAGGAAAAAGGUGUAUUUGAGGAUAAUAAAGACAGUGAGCAGGCUCUGUAUGUGGAUCCUGUGCUUACAGAGAUAAGUGAAAUCUCUCCGCUGGAAUACCAUCACACAGGUUACAAGGAAGAAAGGCUCACAGGACUCCUGGAGACAAAAGACUGUCCGCUAACAACACUGUCUACCAGUUCUUCUGUUGUGUAUAUUCCUGAUCUCAACACUGGAUACAAACCCCAGAUUUCAAACAUUCCCCCCGGGGGAGACCAUUUCAUUAACAGGGAUGAGAGGGAGUCUGCAACCCUUGAGGCCACAAGUGACCACUUUACCAGACUGAAAACAUAUCCCAACUUUGCAUUUCCUGCCUCAAGUAUGACUUUACUGAGCAAAAUACUAAUUCUUGAUGACUUGAACCUCAUUUCAAAUCAAGGUGAAUUCAAUCCUCUUGACAUAAAAAACUCAAGACAGGAGGAAACAACCGUGACUUUGGAAAGUGACACACCCCAGGAAACUAUUCCAGAGCAGACCCUGCUGUCUGAUGAAUUUGUCUCCUGUUUGACAGUCAGGAGCGAGGACUUGGCAUCUAUUAAUUCUUACUUUCCACAGAACAUUUUGGAAAGCCAAUUCGGUGGGAUUUCACUCUUGCAAAAGUAG